Messenger RNA from Malus domestica (apple), 2956 nucleotides. Its product is annotated as receptor-like serine/threonine-protein kinase SD1-8. The record is from RefSeq and is a predicted model, not a curated record. Lineage: Eukaryota; Viridiplantae; Streptophyta; Magnoliopsida; Rosales; Rosaceae. Gene Ontology annotation, biological process: recognition of pollen; protein phosphorylation. Gene Ontology annotation, molecular function: ATP binding; protein serine/threonine kinase activity.
GCCAGCUAAUGACAGAAUGUGAAGGGUUGAAUAGUUGAUUUAGUUGACUUGCAAUGACCACCAUGAAAAGGGCAUAUAGGUUGAGUACAGUAACAUGCACACGGUAAAUCUUUGCCCACCUGCUGAAUUCUUUGUGCAGCCAUGGAUACCAAACCAAACUCAGAGUUCGUGUUCUCCAUUAUUUUAUUAUGUGUAUUUCUCAAGUCCAAUGUUUACCUAGCAGCUGACACUAUCGGUGAAAACCAAUCUCUAUCUGGCCAUCAAACCAUUGUGUCUGCAGGUGGGAUUUUUGAGUUAGGUUUCUUCAAACCUGGUCAGCUUUCAAACUACUAUAUAGGCAUAUGGUACUCCAAGCAAGUAGUAUCUGAGAUGACCGUUGUUUGGGUAGCAAAUAGGGAAAUACCAGUAUCUGAUAGAUUUUCUUCGGUCUUGAGCAUCUUAGAUGGUAAUUUAGUUCUCUUGAACCAGUCCAAAACCCUGGUUUGGUCAACAAAUUUAAACUCCACCACCACUUCUGGUUCUUUACAAGCAGUUCUUUUGGAUAGUGGAAACUUUGUCUUGAGAGCGGGGUCUAGUAACAAUACAUCAGAGCCUUUAUGGCAAAGCUUUGAUCAUCCAACCCAUACUUGGCUACCAAGAGGUAGACUUGGAUUCAACAAAAUUACAAAUCAUACCCAAACUCUCACUUCAUGGAAGAAUUCGGAAAAUCCUGCACCAGGUCUUUACUCUCUUGAGCUAGCCCCGGACGAAAGCAGUUCAUAUAUCUUAUUGUGGAAUAGGUCUAAACAGUAUUGGAUCAGUGCACCAUGGAAUGAAAGUUCACAUAUUUUCAAGGUGGCUCCUGAAAAUCAAAUGUUCAAUUAUAGUUAUGUUACGAAUGAGAACGAAAGGUAUUUCACCUAUUCUCUUUACGAUCUAAAAACUGUAUCUCGAUGCUCCUUGUCUGUCUCGGGCCAGAUUCAGCAACUAACAUGGUUGGAGAAGCAGUGGACUUUGCUUUGGUCUCUACCAUUACAACAGUGUGAUGUUUAUGCUUUUUGUGGGGCUUUCUCUAGUUGCAAUCCCACAUCCUUGGACAACUGCAAAUGUUUGAAGGGCUUUGAGCCAAACCGGCAGAGUGAUUGGGACUUGCAGAUUUAUUCUGGUGGGUGUUCAAGAAGAACCAGUAUGCAGUGUGGGAAUGCUGCUAGUGCGAAUGGGACGGGUGAUGGGUUAUUGGGAGACGAGUUUCUAGAAAUACAUAGUAUUUCAUUGCCUGAAAAUAACCAAUAUGGAUACGCUCUUGGUAUCGAAAGUUGUAGAUCAGCCUGUUUAAAUGAAUGCCAUUGCACUGCUUAUGCUUAUGAAAGCAACAGUUAUUGUUCAAUAUGGCAUGGAGAUGUUUUUCUGCCAGAGCUUGUAGCAAGUGACGGUGGUGGAAGAACUUUAUACAUCAGAGCUGCAGCUUCUGACAUUAAGAAAAAACGUUUAAUUAAGCCGUCCCUUGUGAUUGCAAUUGUCACAACAGUCACAGGUUUGCUUCUUGUCAUUUUUGGCUAUUUCUUAUGGAAGAAGACAGUGGGAAAGAAAAGAGAGCAAAGGAAUAGAUAUGGUGAGACUAAAAGUAAAUUUGCUGCUGGAGGUGAAAACAACGAUGCAGAACUGCCGAUCUUUGGUUUAAGGGCUAUAAUAGCUGCUACAAACAACUUCGCUGAAGCUAAUAAACUCGGAGAGGGAGGAUUUGGCCCUGUCUACAAGGGAAUUUUGGCUGAAAAUCAAGAAGUAGCCAUAAAAAGGUUAUCAAAAAAGUCAGGUCAAGGACAACAGGAGUUCAUGAAUGAGUUAAAACUUAUUGCCAAGCUCCAACAUACCAAUCUCGUUAGGCUCUUGGGUUGCUGUCUUGAAGAGGAGGAAAUGAUAUUGAUCUACGAGUACAUGCCCAAUCGGAGCUUGGACAAACUUUUGUUUGAUGCAUCUGAAAAAAGAGAAUUAGAUUGGGGAAGACGUUUUCGAAUUAUAGAAGGCAUUGCUCAAGGAGUACUUUAUAUCCACAAGUACUCUAGAUUGAAAAUCAUCCACAGGGACCUAAAAGCAAGUAACAUACUGUUGGAUAGAGCCUUGAAUCCCAAAAUUUCAGACUUUGGAAUGGCAAGGAUUUUCGGGAUAAACCAGACUGAAGCAAAUACCAAUAGGGUUGUUGGCACAUACGGUUACAUGUCACCUGAAUAUGCAAGAUAUGGUCAUUUCUCUGAGAAAUUAGAUGUAUUCAGCUUCGGAGUGUUAUUGUUGGAGAUUGUAAGCGGAAAGAAAAAUGCUGCUUUUUAUCGCUUUGAACAUUCACCAACUCUUGCUGGAUGGGCAUGGGAGUUGUGGAAAGAAGGAAGAGGAAUGGAGGUGAUCGAUGAAUCGGUAAGGGAAACGUGCCACCUCGAUGAAGCUUUGAAGUGUAUCCAUGUAGGGUUUUUGUGUGUUCAAGAAGCUCCAGCUGAUCGACCAACAAUGUCUUCGGUAAUUCAUAUGUUGCAGGGCAAUGAAUCUACGUCUCUUCCACCUUCCAAAGAACCUACCUUUUCAACACACAGACAUUCCAAUCCUGUUCGCUCUUCUGAAAUGCCUACCAUUUUUUCUCACAACUCAGUCACCAUGAGUUUGCCAGAAGGUCGGUAGGGGUUGAAAGAACAGUGGCUAGCAAGCAGUUGAGAAAAUAGUGUAUUAAAUUAGAAAAAAAGACAUUGCGACAAAUAUGUUUAUACGAACACUUCAAGGGUUCAAUUGGAGAAAUAAAAGUCCCCUCAGCUGUGAGGUUGAGUCUCUUAGAAAGCAUACACCGAAAGAGAAAUGAAUUACUGGUGUUUGUGUUUAAUGGUUUAUGCCCAUCUAGACUAAACCUAUAAUAGCACCAGAUUAAACUUAUGUUAAAGUGUUUUUCAGCUGCAAAUAUGGGCAUAGCCAUAUUUCAAGUUAUGUUCCCACCCCA